Ceutorhynchus assimilis (cabbage seed weevil) is the source of this 619-nucleotide messenger RNA. The record is from the annotation of a GenBank genome assembly. NCBI's taxonomy places the organism in Eukaryota, Metazoa, Arthropoda, Insecta, Coleoptera, Curculionidae.
GUCAAAUGUCAAUGUGUCAUUCUUCUUUUCUUGUUACAUUGUGACACACGUUUUCCCAAAAGGAUAGUUCACAAUGCAAAUUUUCGUGAAAACCCUCACGGGCAAGACCAUCACCCUCGAGGUCGAGCCAUCCGACACCAUCGAAAAUGUCAAAGCCAAGAUCCAGGACAAAGAGGGCAUUCCUCCAGACCAGCAACGUCUGAUCUUCGCCGGUAAACAACUCGAAGAUGGUCGCACCCUCUCCGACUACAACAUCCAGAAGGAAUCCACCCUUCACUUGGUGCUCAGACUUAGAGGAGGUAUCAUUGAACCUUCUCUACGUCUCUUGGCUCAAAAGUACAAUUGCGACAAGAUGAUUUGCCGUAAGUGCUACGCCAGGUUGCACCCAAGAGCAACCAACUGCCGCAAGACCAAGUGUGGACACACCAACAACUUGCGCCCCAAGAAGAAGUUGAAGUAGAUGAGUUUUUUUUGGGUGGAAGGAAGUGGUUCUCUUACUUUACAAAUUCUAUUUAAAAUCUCCUUUUGUAAGAGAAUGUUUGAUUUAAUUUAAAAUAAAGGGUUGACUAAUGUAGUUUUGAAGUUUUAUUUGCAAUAGUUGUUUUCCCUUCAAGAGUUU